Molecule: messenger RNA, 3157 nt
Organism: Gaeumannomyces tritici R3-111a-1
Lineage: Eukaryota; Fungi; Ascomycota; Sordariomycetes; Magnaporthales; Magnaporthaceae
Product: zinc metalloprotease mde10
Exons: 2
Coding region: 729-2906 (725 amino acids)
Biological process (GO): proteolysis
Molecular function (GO): metalloendopeptidase activity
Source: RefSeq, a predicted model, not a curated record
UUUUUUUCUUUUCUUUUUUUCCGCCUCCAUUGACCCUUUUCCUGUUUCGUUCAUUGCUCGCUCGUCAUUUCCCUUCUCCUCCUGGUUCGUUGCAUUUCCCGAUCUGCAUUUUCUUUCCGUUUGUACCGUUUUUGUUCGAUUGUCCAGCCCUUCCACAAAGACAACAUCUGGCCUGGCGACUUGAAGCCACCCGAAUCCCCGUCGCUCCUCCUGCACGGCGAUUCACGAAGGCUCAGGCGCUGGCGUGGCCUAUCCCCCGCACGACCAACUGCGCCCCCUUGGAAUCCAUCCCCCCGCAUCGAGAAGGGAUUCCAAAGGAGGCACUUCCUGCAGGCUGGGACGUUGGAUUGGGCUGAUAUAUGGGCGCGUGGUUCUGUUUUGUUUUUGCUGCUUCCCGGGCUCAGCUGCAAGCGUUCCCUGGACAUCAGGCUCACUGGCUUUUACUGCGUCUCCCAGCCCGUCCAGCUGCUUGAUUUGUUCGGUGUCUGUUAGCGGCGGCAGUUGUUAGGCUCAUAUUAUUAGUGCAGCCUCCGUGACCAUUUUGCCACAUUUUCUUACUUCUUCCUUUUUCUUUCAAGUUGCUCACUUGCUCUUUCAAGCGUUUCCUAUUUGCCCCUCGUUUGUCUCUACUUGACGUCCUCCUGUCGACGUCCCGACCCGAUUGACUCGACGGCGACGACGACCCUACGGCGACUCUUGCGCCGAAACCACCACAUUUUUAAGAGGCCAUGAAGUUACUAGCAUCCCUCCUGACCACAUUGUUGGCAGUGACGGGCUACACAGAUAUAGCAAACGCAUUGAGCGUCGGCCGGAACCCCCUACGAAAGACGACACAGAUCGAAGAUGUCCAUUUCACGACCGACUGGCAGCUGGUCCACGCCUGGUCCACCUUCGCCACAACCUUCAAGCUCGUCGACGGCAGCAAGGAGCGGAGGAUACGACUCGAGCUUUCCCCCAACGAAGACGUCAUCUCGAAGGACGCAUACGUCCAGGUGAUUGGUCCCGACGGCCAACCCAAGUACGGCAGGACCAUCGACCGGGCCGAGCACCGCGUCUUCAAGGGUAGCGCCUUUGUGCGCGCGAGCGAGCACGACCAAUGGAGGAACGCAGGCUGGGCGCGCGUCAUGGUUGUGGCAGACGGCCGGACGCCGUUGUUCGAGGGCGCAUUCAGCAUCGACGGCGACAAUCACCACGUUGAAACCGCGACCAACUUUGCCAGGACGAGGCACGACGAGGACCCGACGCCGCAGCGGGCGGACAAGGCUGGAAAGGGCGAGUACAUGGUUGCGUGGAGGGAUUCGGACAUCCGAGGACAGGGCGACGAGGGGGACUGGUCGGAGCUGAGGAGGCGGGAUGGCAGUCUUGUUCCCAGGAAAGCGUCCGGCUGCGGUGUGGAUGACAACCACGUCCGCGUCGAUGCUGAAGGCGGCAACGAGGACAGCCCUAUGCGGCACAAGAUCCGCGACGUUUCGCCAAACCUGGCCUCGUCGCCGCUCGACCGGCUGAUGGCGCGUCAGAACCGCAACGACGUGGCCAAUAUUGGCUCCACGCGAGGCUGCCCGACGACACGUCGUGUCGCCCUCAUCGGUAUCGCUACCGACUGCAACUACCGGGGCGCCUUCUCGUCCGACCAGGACGUGCGCGCCAACAUCGUCAACCUCGUCAACACGGCCUCGGCCCUGUACGAGCGCACCUUCAACAUCACCUUCGCCAUCCGGAACCUGACCAUCUCGGCCCGCGAGUGUCCCACCCAGACCAACGACGACAACGCCUGGAAUACCGCCUGCAGCCCCUCGACGAGCAUCUCGACCCGAUUGAGUCAGUUCUCCAACUGGCGCGGCCGCCUCAACGACAACGCCGCCUUCUGGACCCUCUUCAGCACGUGUACCACCAACACGGCCGUCGGCAUCGCCUGGCUCGGUGCCGCCUGCAUGAAGGGCUCCACGCGCGACCGCACGGGCACUGCCGUGGCGGGCGCCAACUACGUGGCCCGCACCAAUGGCGGCCAGAGCGAGUGGCAGGUCUUUGCGCACGAGGUCGGCCACACCUUUGGCGCUGACCACGACUGCAAUAGCGACCUCUGCGCCACCUCUGACGGGAGCUGCUGUCCUCUCAGCAGCACCACGUGCGACGCCCGCUCUCAGUUCAUCAUGAACCCCUCGGCCAACCGCGGAAUAGAUAACUUCAGCCAAUGCACCAUCGGUUCCGUCUGCUCCCAGCUGGGCGCCGGAACCGUCAGCAUGCGCUGCCUGGUCGACAAUCGCGGCGUGGAGACGGCCGUCGACCCCGUGUGCGGCAACGGCAUCGUCGAGGCCAGCGAGCAGUGCGACAGCAAGAACCCCUGCUGCGACAGCGCCACCUGUAGGUACCGCGCCGGCGCCACGUGCGACCCCUCGAGCGACGGCUGCUGCACCGCGCAGUGCGGCGUCGCCCCAGCCGAGCGCGUCUGCCGCCCUUCGACCGGCACGUGCGACCCCGAGGAGAAGUGCGACGGCAAGGCCGCCCAGUGCCCGCUCAACGUCGACAACACCAACCCCAACGGCCGCGGCUGCACCAGCAAUGGCGGCGGCAUCGUCGGCGACAUUGGCGCCACGGCCAGCAACUGGUUCGAGCAGAACAAGCCGCUCGCCAUCGGCCUCAUCGCCGGCAUCGGCGGCCUCAUCGCGCUCCUGACCGUCUGCUGCUGCAUCAGCAGCUGCCGCCGCAAGCGCGCCAUCCGCCGCCAGCGCCAGCAGAUGAUCGCCGCCCGCAACGCCCAGGCUGCGUCCCAGCCGGGAUUCGCCAACGGCACUCCCGGCUCGGGCCCUCUGCCGCCGCCGCCAAGCUACUGGGCCUCGUCUUCUCCCCCGAUGGCGCAGCAGCCCGGGUGGAGACCCCAGCGCACCACGAGUGCGAGAUAUGCAUAGUUAUAGGCGUUCCUUUGUUUUUCUCUUCUUCGCUUGUGUAUCUGGAUCUGGGUUUUAUAAUCUCUGUUUUGGCCUUUUCUGGGUUGUCACCGUUUUGGCAUACAUCUACUGGAUACCCACCAUUCGGAAGGGUUCUUUGGGCAUAUACAGAUGCAUACAUACAUUUCAACUCUUGUUUUUUCUUCUCUUUUUGACACUUGCAUCAACUAGCUUAGAUUAUGAACAUGACGACAUACCUGAUUCUCCACCCA